GCCUGUGUCCGGUGAUGCUAUCCCGACAACCAUGAGGGACCUGAAUCCACCGGCCAGCCCGGCCACACCUAGCAACGAGACUACAUCACUGUCGGUAUCUGAUGAUGACAUCAUCCAUGGCUUCAAGAAGUUAUUGUGCGAGAUGGAUCACCUCAAUAAAACGCAAAUACUGGAAAACAGUGGAGUGCCCUACUGCAACGCCUCGCACGAUAGGCUGACGUGCUGGCCGCCAACAGAAGCUGGUCAGAACGUGAGCAUGGAUUGCCCUCCAGGUGCAUUGCCAUUUAAAGCGACUCGUUUCUGCCUGGAUACGGGGGAAUGGGCUGCUUUUACGCAUUACAAUGACUGCCACACAAUCAAUAUGCCGGUGGCGCCACCGAGUCCUACCUUCUAUCUGGCUCUGCGGUACGUGUACCUGAUCGGGAUCACCCUCUCACUCGUUCUCCUUCUCAUCACCCUCUUCAUCUUCUGCUACUUCAAGGCGUUGCAGUGCACGCGGAUCGCAAUCCACAAAAACCUCGUAGUAUCCUUCAUCUUCAGAUACAUCUUUAUGAUAAUACAACUACAGCCUCUUCUGACCAUGGACUACAGCACUGAAAUCAGGUUAAGCUCGUCCAAUCUUCAAGAGAACAGCCAAAACAACUUCGUACUCCAUAAAGUUCCAGGGUUUUGUCGCUUCAUCUUGGUACUCCUGGAGUAUUUCAUCAUGGCCAACAUGUACUGGAUGUUUGUAGAAGGUCUCUACCUGACCAGCCGGAUUGCUGUCGCAGUCUUCAGCACCGAGUCCAACUUCAAAGUAUACCUGGCCAUUGGUUGGGUUUCUCCGUUGCUGUUUGUCAUCCCAUGGGCUAUUGUAAUGAGUUAUGACAGUAUUUCACCCUGCUGGCUGGAUCAUCUUGAUAACCCAUACAUAUGGACCCUCAGAGCACCUCUUAUAAUCGCAAUAUUGAUCAACACUCUAUUCCUCAUAAACAUCAUCCGGAUCCUCAUUACCAAGUUACAAGCCAGUAACACCAUGGAGACGAACCAAAUGAGGAAAGCGACGAAAGCUGUGGCCGUCCUGUUCCCAUUGCUCGGUCUGACCAAUCUCAUCUUCUUUUGGAAUGUGAAAAGUGAGAACGAGGCCGUAGAGAAAGCUUUCAUUGCCACCAAUGCUGUUCUACAGUCAACGCAGGGUGUUUUCGUUGCGGUGAUCUACUGUUUCUUGAAUACAGAGGUUCGGAAGUUGGUCAAACGCAGGGUUCUCGCUAGCCUUGACGAGUACGGUAAACGAACUCCUCGUCGAAGCCACCAGUACCACACCACCAACGGCUCGUGCGGAGUGCCAACGACUUCCGAGGUCGUCAUGGCGGUAUCGUAUCGUCGAAGUACGCAGGAUCAAUCAACGAUAGCUGACCCGGAUCAAUACACCGAAAUGAAACCGUUUACUUCCGAGUGCGGCGAGAGUUGAGCAUAGGGCCAUGCCUUUGGAAAAACUGAUAAAAAAGUUUGUGCGAUUGAACAAUCUCGAUGUUUUAAGGAUCAAGUGCUGCUCCCGAAAGGUAUCCCGUGCCAAAUAGUUGUUUGUAAGGCGGUGCACCAGUGCAACGGAACGCUAUAAAGAAAGUAUGUAAUUGUGAUAAAACAUUGGCUGCAUUGAGUGAGGUUAUCUGUACAAAUGCUGGAUUAACAGAACCGCGUGUGUCGUACAAGGAUAAAGUAUAUUAUGAGUACCUUGAGCCGCGCUGGACGCCAUUUUGUUUUUUAUGACAGCUGAACGAUUGAUGACCAUUACGGAUUGAUUAUUCGUAACUCAGUUAUCACGAUUGUUAUUCAACUUGUUUAAUGUUGAUUGUGAUGUAUAUUGCCAAUGAUGCCACUUUACAUGUCUUAGUAGUUUUCUUCUUAAAUUGUUUAUGUGAUUAUCAUGUUUGUGAUAUAUUGGUAUUAAUAAUGGUUAAACAUUCGUAGAUUGUGAUUUGAUAUGAAAUGACAUGGAUUGGCACCUUAUUUAAAAACACUAGCUAUAAUUCAUUUUGAAGAUAGAAAAAGUGAUCUAAAACAGAAGGAGCAAUAUGGAAACACACAUUUGAGGAUUUCUUUUUAAAGGGUUACCAUUAAAAUGGCUUGUUUGUAUUAGGUCCACGGUUCGUCAUUCGUUUAAAAAGUAUUAAUCUAGGAUACAAAUUACAGUACUCGUAAACUCUGUCUCCCUUUAAUAUGGUCUUAAAAAGUGACUUUAAAUGACAGCGGAUAUUUAGUCUAGUGAGAAUAAUAUCUUUUCUUGUAAGGGGGUAGUAGAGGCAAGUGCCUCUCCGGAGCAUUUUGCUACGAGUAAUGUAUUUGUUGAAUCCCAUUCAAAUCCUAAAGAUAAUUCGCUCAUCCUACCCCCACCUCCCCCCCCCCCCUUCCAUCUCUCUAAACAGGGGAGUGAGGGCACAUUAUUUGGCAUCCAAUCUGGACGUAGGUAUUUGAGAACAUUGAGGCAUUUUAAUCGUA
Strongylocentrotus purpuratus (purple sea urchin) is the source of this 2478-nucleotide messenger RNA. RefSeq names its product corticotropin-releasing factor receptor 1. NCBI's taxonomy places the organism in Eukaryota, Metazoa, Echinodermata, Echinoidea, Camarodonta, Strongylocentrotidae. The record is from RefSeq and is a predicted model, not a curated record. Gene Ontology annotation, cellular component: plasma membrane. Gene Ontology annotation, molecular function: G protein-coupled peptide receptor activity. Bases 32 to 1450 code for a protein of 472 amino acids. The transcript has 11 exons. Gene Ontology annotation, biological process: cell surface receptor signaling pathway; adenylate cyclase-modulating G protein-coupled receptor signaling pathway.